ACACACGGUGUUGGCGGGCCGGCCGCUCUAGGCUCGUUGUCAGCGGCACCGCAGAGUCCGCGUCGUAGGGGAGACGUCUUCGCGCGCGCGGACUGCUUGGGACGCCCGGUGCGCGUUGUGGUUAGUUUCUAGCCUGACCUCUCUGCCUCCUUCCUUGGCCCUCACCGGAACAACAGGAAGUUCCAGAAUAUCUCGGCGAGGUGGAUAUUUUUUUGAGGGCGAGGCGGGCGCGGAGGAAGGACAGAGGGUAAAAGGAGCAGCUGCUUCUCCUCGCGCUGUGUCGCGGCGUGGCGUUCUCCGUCUCUCUCCAGAGCGUAUCUUCCCUCUGCGCACCUACUCUCUCUCUCUCUCUUCACAGGGGGAUGCAGGGGCUAGGCUCGCGGCGUGUUGACUUAGCGACUCACGUCACGGCCGGACGCUGAAGACUUCCGCGUCGCGGAUCACCCCUCCAUCCCUUGCUUUUACCCUCCCUUCUUCAAACCUUUUUUACUCCAGAGCUUCCCCUCCUCAGGUGAGAACCUUUCUCCCUCCCGAUACCCAAAACUCUCCCUCCGUAAACGUUCAGUUGGGACUGGCACCACCGCCGCCCGCGAAAAGCGCCGGAGAAAAGAGCGCGCGAUGACAAAAAAAGUGACGCCGGGCUAGCGCGUGCGUGGACGCGUGCGUGUGUGCUGUGUGGUGCGCUGCUUAUAAUUUGAAUACUAAAAAAAGGGGUGCAGGGUAAGAAGUGAAAAAUAUACAUACAUACAAGGUGGACGGGAGCGAGAAGGGGAGAAGUGCGUGUGCUGCCAUGAAGGCCGGUGCGUGAUGGUGGAAAGGCGGUUGCCAUGACGAUGACGACAACAAAAGUCUUCCUGUGCACGCUGACGGUCCUGCUGUUACACGUCACCUGCCGCUCGCUCGACCUGGAGUCGUGCAACUCGCCCCUGGGCAUGGAGUCCGGCGCCAUCCCGGACGCCGACGUCACGGCCAGCUCCGCCUACGACUCGGGGAUCGUCGGUCCGCAGCACGGCAGGCUGCGGCACGACAAGAACGGCGGCGCGUGGUGCCCCAAACACAUGGUGACGCCCGAGGCGCGCGAGUACCUGGAGGUGGACCUGGGCUCCCUGCAUGCCGUCACCGCCACGCAGACGCAGGGCAGGUUCGGCAACGGCCAGGGCAAGGAGUACGCCGAGGUGUACAUGCUGGACUACUGGCGGCCCGGCGCCGCGCGCUGGCUGCGCUGGAAGGACCGCGGCGGCAAGGAGUUCAUCCCGGGCAACACCGACACCUACACCAUGGUGGAGCAGAAGCUGGACCCGCCCGUGCUGGCCUCCAGGCUACGCUUCGUGCCUUUCAGCGAGCACAUGCGCACCGUGUGCAUGCGCGUGGAGAUCGUCGGCUGCAGGUGGCCAGAGGGGCUGCUGAGCUACUCCAUGCCGCAGGGCGUGCAGCGCGGCGCGGACAUCGACCUGUCGGACCGCACGUACGACGGCCGCGAGGAGGCGGGCCACCUGAGCGGCGGCCUGGGCCAGCUGGUGGACGGCCGCCGCGGCCAGGACAACUUCCGCCUCGGCAAGGGCUACGAGUGGGUCGGCUGGAGGAACGACACGGCGGGCAUGGUCGGGCGGCCCGUCGAGGUCCUGUUCGAGUUCCAGAAGGUGCGCAACUUCUCGGCCAUGUACCUGCACACCAACAACUUCUUCUCCAAGGACGUGCAGGUGUUCUCCCACGCCAAGGCCUACUUCAGCAUCGGAGGCCACCAGUUCUCCGGCGAGCCGGUCAUCUUCUCGUACAUGCCCGACGUGGUGAUCGAGCAGGCGCGCAACGUCACCAUCAAGCUGCACCACCGCGUGGGCCGCUUCAUCCGCCUGCACCUCUACUUCGCCGCCAAGUGGAUCAUGAUCAGCGAGCUGUCCUUCGACUCGGUGCCGCUGUCCGGCAACUUCUCGGAGGAGGAGGCGGCGGAGGGCGGGCAGCGGGACCAGCACGCCGGCGGCAGGGAGUACCCGCUGCAGCGCGACGAGGUGCACACGACGCCGUCGCGCGACGACCGCCGCGGCCUCGCGGCCUCCGCGCCCGGCGAGAAGGGCGGCCGCGGCGCCGGCGCCGGGGACCAGCGCCAGCACAUCGGCCUGGUGAUCGGCGUGCUGACCGCGGUGAUCCUGCUGCUGUCGGCCGCCAUCCUGUUCAUCGUGCUGCGCAACCGGCGGCUGCGGGCGGCGGCGCGCGGCGUCGCGCCAGGGGCCUUCGUGGCGGGCGAGAAGGGCGUCACCAUCAACAUGAAGGAACUGCAGAUGCGGGUGAACGUCAGCGCUAACGGCGAGGUGUAUGGCCAGGUGUCGAUGGACGACUGCCCUGCCUCCGGCGGCGGGGAGCUGGACAAGGGCUCGCUGUACCACGAGCCCUACCACCACCUCAACACCUACUCGGGUCCCGCCAAGGGCGACCUGCUGCGCCAGCCCGCCAGCCCGGACUACACCGAUGUGCCAGACAUAGUCUCCCAGGAGUACGAGGUGCCACAUAUCAACGUUAGCGACAGCCCCCCGCCCCCCUUCGCGGCGCCACCAGUCACGCCGGCCAGGACGCUGCCUCCCUUGAGCAACAUAUUCCCCAAACCCCCACCCGUCCCCCCACCUCCUGAGAAAUAUUACGCUGCCACCGAAAUUUGUAAGACUGCACCCCAGCUCCCUCCUCCGCCUCAGCUCUCACCACCAAUCAUCAUGCCGCUAGUGUCCAGCGUACAAGGGGUCUCUGCGGUCACGAAGUUCACGGCCUCUGGCUGUCCCGACAAGUACGUGCCCGGGGUCGCGGACGAUGGUGAAGAGCCCUUGCUCUCUGUGUUUCCUAGGGAUCAGCUGUGCGUGCUCGAGAAACUAGGCAACAGGAAGUUUGGGGAGGUUCAUCUAUGUAAAGUUGGUCUGCCUAACUCUGUUGAUGUUAUCAGCAGUAGUGACAGCAAACUUGUAAUAGUGAAAUCAUUAAGGAUAGGCUCAUCAGAGUCUACAAGGUGUGAGUUUCGAACGGAAGUUCAGUGCCUAGCAAGACUGCGUGAUCCGAACGUUGUUAGGGUACUAGGAGUUUGUCUACAAGAUGAACCUCUCUACAUGGUCAUAGAAUAUUUGGAGUUUGGUGAUCUCAAUCAGUUCCUCCAAGAACACAUAGCGGAAACUGCGUCGCCACUGCCACGAAACGUUGAAACGCUGAGUUAUGGCUGCCUUAUAUACAUGGCAACUCAAAUAUCCUCCGGAAUGAAAUAUUUGGAAUCACUGAAUUUUGUGCACCAGGACCUUGCAACAAGAAAUUGCUUGGUUGGCAAAGGCUACACUAUUAAAGUGUCUGACAUUGGAAUGGGCAGGAGCAUGUAUGCUGGAGACUAUUGUGAGUUAGAAGGACGAGAUGUGCUUGUGCCUCUAAGGUGGAUGGCAUGGGAAAGUAUUUUGCUGGGGAAGUUCACAACCAAAAGUGAUGUGUGGUCUUUUGCAGUAACACUGUGGGAGAUCCUUACCUUUGCCAGGGAACAGCCUUUUGAAGAUCUCAGUGAUGUAAAGAUUGUGGAAAAUGCCACUCAUUUUUAUCAAGAUGAUGGACAGCAGAUGUUUCUUCCAAUUCCAAUCAGCUGUCCACGGGAGAUAUACGAUUUGAUGUGUGAAUGCUGGCAGAGAAAUGAAUCUGAUCGGCCUAACUUCCGUGAAAUUCACUUAUUUCUCCAACGAAAAAAUUUGGGUUAUAAGCCAGAAAUGGACUGAAGGAUCUUUCACAAGAUAGUAUUUAUCCCUACAUCUACUUGUAUUGUUUGGCCACUGGCAUUUUGGGAUUGGGCAAGUGCAUUUAAAUUAUUGUGAUAGACAAAUAUUUCAUAAAAUUGGCAUUAUUAGGCUACUCAAAGAAAGACAAAUUGUUUGGAAGUUGUAAUAUAAUUGCUGUGGUAUUAUGCAGUGUAUAUAAUUAUUAUUUUUGCACUUCAAACCUCUUAUUUUUACAUCUUGCUGAUAUCUCGGAUAUUUUCAACGGAUUGAUACUGCUUCUGGAGUGUAAAAUAAACAUGUUAAUUUAUUGAUUGAGAAGAAGGGAUCAAGAUAUGUUGUCAUAAUCGCUUUAAAAGAAAAUCGUUUGUUAGUGUUGUUAUAAAGUAGUUCCUUCUAUUGAUAAAAGACUAGGAAGAGUGUGCCUAACUUGUGUCAAUAUAGUGCAAACUGUAACAAUAAUGUAUCAUAAUGUGAGAAUAAUUUUAUGGCGAGAAUUGAAGAAAAUUGUAAAUGAUAUGUACCAUUAUGUACAAAAUGCCUUUACAUAGCACAUGACAGGUUUCCUUUACUGGUAUAAUUUAUCUACCAAUAAAUUUAAACAAAACAUAAAUGCAUGACCUCACAUUUUAAGUUUUAAGUACUCUAUGUUUAUUGUUGACAUUUGGAAAGCAAUUGUGGUGCCUUUUCACUUACUGUCAAACAUGAUGGUGAUAUUAAUUUUUUUUUCCUAAUAUUCAAUUUAUCAUUAUUUUUGUAUACAUUGUUUAUUAUUUUGUAAAUUUUGUAUCUACUGCUAAGGACACAGGGACAGGCCUAGAAAUCCAAGGGGCAGAGAACACCAAAUUAAUUGAAAUUUGAAUAUUUUUUUUGUUAAUAAAUUAAAAUAUGUACUAUAAACAUAGUAUUUUUUUAUAUUUUCAUACAAGAAAGGUAAAUUAUAAAAAAACAUCUAAUAAAUUUCACUACAUAAUAUUGUUCAUUUAGCGAUGUUAUAACAAACUAUCAGUAAUUAUUUUUUACUGUCAUGAACAGAAGUUGUCAGAUCACUAUUUAGUUCAGAGACUUUACUCAAACUAUUUUUUAUAACUUAACAAUUCAGUAAAUACUAUAAGUACACUAAAUUAUUAACUAUGGUUUUUAAGACUAUUCAAAUUCAGUGAUAUAAAUAUUUAUAAUAUUUAUUUAUCUUGUGGAUUCUUAUAAGAAAACAAGAUUGAGGUUCAGUGGAAUGGAGUUAGCCCGAGGACUUCUGGGCUCACCUACUCUGUUCCUAGCUACUGUAAUGAGCAUAUAAUUAGUGGCAAUUCCUUAGAACUUAACUUUUCAAAGAUAAUUAAUUUUAAAAACUAGAAAUCAGUUUUCCGAACUGAGGCACAUAAUUUGAGUGUGUUACGUGUUUAUGUUGUUAUGUUAAUUAACAAUUUUUCAUCAAGUAUAUCUCUUACAAAUUAAAUGUCAGAAAUAUUGAAGUGAAACUUCUUUGGGCACAAUGGGGGUAAAAUUCCAUGCAACGAUUUUGUGAAACAUUGUUUGGAAUCAUUUUUGAAGUAAAAAGGAUGGUGAAUAGGUUGCGGACGGUGCACAGAACUUGUCGGCCCCCGUUCCCUUGAGCGGGCUCCACAUGGUGGUGUGCGGCUCAGGGUCGUAACCAUCCCGUCUUUAGGGAGUAUUUGGGCAGAGGGCAACACAACGGGGUUUGUGCUUAUUGUUGUGUACCGCGCCACGCGCCAUAUUCACAAGUAAAUGGUGUUUUUUCAAGUACGUAUUAUUUUAAUUACUUGUGUAAAUUGUAUUGUUAAACAGUGUUAUAUGAGUAUUGUUUUAGCUGUGAAUCUAAAUAACUUUGGAAGUGAAACUUUUUUGGGCUUAAUGAGAGUAAAAUUUCAAGACCAAAUAUUAAAGCAACGUUUUCAUGAAACAUUGUAGUGAAAAAUUUCUGAUGCAAAAAGAAAA
Bacillus rossius redtenbacheri is the source of this 5681-nucleotide messenger RNA. RefSeq names its product discoidin domain-containing receptor tyrosine kinase B (gene Ddr). The transcript is spliced from 18 exons. Gene Ontology annotation, biological process: positive regulation of kinase activity; multicellular organism development; positive regulation of neuron projection development. The coding region runs from base 828 to 3728 and encodes 966 amino acids. Gene Ontology annotation, cellular component: signaling receptor complex; plasma membrane. Lineage: Eukaryota; Metazoa; Arthropoda; Insecta; Phasmatodea; Bacillidae. Gene Ontology annotation, molecular function: protein tyrosine kinase collagen receptor activity; collagen binding; ATP binding. The record is from RefSeq and is a predicted model, not a curated record.